ACGGGUGGAAGACAGCUUUUGCAAUACUCGGUUUGCAUGUGCCGAAAGUCAUCUGUCUUCUGAGUCAACACUCCCGGCCUGGUCAACACCCUGAUCAGGGCUCUGGUGAACAAGCUGUAGUUUUUCUAGGUUGCAAGCCUGCCUCUAUGGCAAUGCACGGUGUCCUGCACUAAAACCACUGAGCCCAGCAGCACCUCAUCUGCCUGUGAGUGGUUUGUUACCUCAUUCUGUAAGACUGGCACCAGCGGAGAUGCAGUCGCAGAGGAUCCCGGGGAGAAAGCGAGGCCGACCCCCACUCCACUCCACACCUGUGAAGAUGGCAGUCCAUAACCUUUAUUCUGCUUCUGCUGGCUCCUUACCAGCAGUGAAGAUGCCAAAGAAAAGAGGGCGGAAACCUGGGUACAAGCUCAAGUCGCGGGUGCUCAUGACUCCUUUAGCCCUCUCACCUCCGAGGAGUACUCCGGAGCCCGACCUCAGCUCCAUCCCUCAGGACGCAGCCACCAUACCCAGCUUGGCAGCCCCACAGGCUCUCACAGUCUGCCUCUACAUCAACAAGCAAGCCAACUCGGGGCCCUACCUGGAGAAGAGGAAGGUGCAGCAACUUCCUGAGCGCUUUGGGCCUGAGAAGCCGUCGGCGGUCCUGCAGCAGGCUGUCCAGGCGUGCAUCGACUGCGCCCACCAGCAAAAACUGGUCUUCUCCCUGGUCAAGCAGGGCUAUGGUGGCGAACUGGUGUCAGUCUCUGCUUCCUUUGAUGGAAAGCAGCACCUGCGGAGUCUGCCUGUGGUGAACAGCGUGGGUUACGUCCUCCGCUUCCUGGCCAAGCUGUGCCGCAGCCUCCUGUGUGAUGACCUUUUCAGCCACCAGCCCUUCCCUGGGACCUCCGAGAAGGCCCAGGAGCGAGAGGAAGGGUGGAUGGAGUCAGCCAAGACGGUCACCACCGAAGAGUGCCUGGUGAGCCCCGUAGCCAUGAACCGCUACAGUAUGGACCCCUCCACCUCCGCCUUUAGCCACAGGGGCUCCUUGCCAACCUCCUCCUCACUGUACUGCAAGAGGCUGAACUCUGGAGAAGGCCACCUUGGGGGAGGCCUUGCCAACACCACUAGUGGUUCCCAUACCAACCCUGUGUCCUCUGGAGGCUCCACAGCACCUGGACUGAGGCCCCCAGCCUCCAGCCCCAAGAGAAACGGAACCUCUCUUGAAGGAAACAGAUGUGCCUCCAACCCUUCUCCAGACAGCCAGGAUGCCAGACGGCCGAGGAGCAGAAACCCUUCCACCUGGACUGUGGAGGACGUGGUCUGGUUCGUGAGAGACGCCGACCCGCAGGCUCUGGGGCCUCACGUGGAGCUCUUCCGAAAGCACGAGAUUGACGGCAAUGCCCUAUUGUUGCUGAAGAGUGACAUGAUCAUGAAGUACCUCGGCCUGAAGCUAGGACCCGCGCUGAAACUCUGCUACCACAUUGACAAGCUGAAACAAGCCAAGUUCUGAAGAUCUUUAAAAGAUAAAAGGUGAACCCAAGACAACGAACUCAAGAUUAUCUUCUGCCUUACCAACAUCCAGCCAACAUCAUGAAAUAGAUUCUCUUCUUAGCAACCACAAUGACUUGGUCUUUUUUAUAAAAAGAGUGUAUCUUCGCCUUUUAAAAAAUUCUACCUGGCUCUUUUUAAAAGGUUCAUCUUUGUUAAUGAUUUGCCAAAAAUUUACCAAAAGCCUAUUAUUUUUUAACAUUCCUUGAUUUGUUGGUCGCUCUUAGAGUGGGUGCUAUCUGUACAAUGAGAGAGUAAGGAGAGCCCAGGAGGGUUCCAAAGAUGUGAGAAGAACUCGUCCCUGCAGGGACACCCACCACAGCACCACCUGCCUCUGUUCUCACCUGGGGACCCAUCAGUGUGAGCCUUGCUGGAUUCAGCUCUGAGGAUGAUUGCCUCACCUUGCACUAUCUGGAAAACUUGAAUUCUUUUACUUUCUGAAGGAGAAGGGGGGAAAAGAUCUUUUCUAUUCGCACUUAUCUGAAGUACUAUGUUGCCCCACUAGAGGGCAGACUGCUAAUGAAAUUUCAGGACCCUUGACUGCUGCCGAACUGCUUAUUCAGAACCCUGUGACUCACCGCCUAGGGUUUCUUUGAAGAAGAUCUAGCCUACACAGAAAUAGGGAAUUUAUCCCACAAUCAGACCCACAUAUUGCAGCUUGAGAAGAAAUUGUCAUCUAGAAAAUUCUAGUUCAUACCCAAGCAUUAUUGACUGACUGUACACAGCAGCAAAGGAAAGAAUUAGAAAGCACGCUCUGCACAGAUGGGGCUUUGGAAUCCCUUCCCUUCCAGAGUCCAUACUGAGGUGUUGAUGUGUUGUCACACUGAAGAAUCUUAGUGACAUUUAGCUAUGGAUGUUUCUUGAAAAAAGAAAAAGAAAAAUGUCUUAACUAAGCUUUGAAAAUGGAGAGUGUUGAUUUCUAGUUACAUUGCUAGAUUCUGUAGUUGUGUCUGUGGCUAAUUUUUCUAGUCCUCAACAAAUACACAGACACGCUGUUAUUUGGUUUAAUUCAAUUUACAAAUAGGUUUUCCUUCCUCACCAUGAAGUAAUAGAAAAAAAAUUGAUUUUCUACCCCUCUGCAGCUGUGUCCAGAGAAGGACAAUGAAUUCACAAUUUACUAGGCAGAAGGACAUCCUCUUUUCUUUGUAUCCUUCUUCUUUCUUCCUCUCUUUUCUUUUUUCUCACUGAAUAGGAAACAUAUCCUCAAAAUAAAUCCACCUUUUCGAUGGGCAUGUCCUCUUCCUUGAAAGAACAUCAAAAGCAUUGGAGAUGAAGAGGUGGAUAUUAGACCUUGCAAUUCCUGGGAGGAGGAGGUCAUGAGUAACUCAGGGCCUCCCUGGGUCCAAAUUUAAAUUAGAAAAGGCACACCUUCCUCCAGGAUGCAGCCUGAGAGGGGUCGCAGCUGGCAAAUGCAGCCAGGUGGGAUCUCAGCUCCCUCCCGCCUCCACCAGCUGCCCUUGUGCAGGACAGGACCUGUAUGGCUUUGAGGGCAGCCCUGGGUGGAUUUCCAUAAGGACUGUAUGAAUCAGAAUUUAGAUGAGGACCGUAAGAAAUAUUGCAUGCCACCUUAUAAGGCCCACUUUGCUGAGAAACACUGAGAAAGAACAUCAUAGCAAAAUCCUUUUUAAAAACACUAGUAGUGGCUAGAUAAUUUGACAGAGGGGAGGAAGAGAAGGUUCCAACCUCACCUAUGGAAUUGAGCUUUAUCAGACAGUGGAAGAACUUCAUGUAUGUUGGUUUCAGCACAUAACAAAACUGCCCCAAAUGAGGCCUUGGGAUAGAGCCUCUGGGAUGUUGAAGUGAAUAACAGACUCUGUCCCUUAAAAUUAUGUUAAUGCUAAGUGCUCACUCUGAAGUUGAUAACUUCCCUCAAGAAGUUGGGCAAUUGAUGUAUUCAGAAUUGCCAGUGUAAAAACAAGGAGAUCCAGAAAAAUCCCAUGACAACCCAGGUUCUUCACUUUUGUGGGUUUUGUCCAGCCUGUUUGUAUUUAUGGUGCCUCUUCUAUUGACAUGUGCUUCCUUUAGACUUUCACAUUAAGCUUUCAAAAUAUCCUACCCACCCUCAGCAGUGCCUCCCUGGCUACCAACACACAAACACGGGUGCCCUUGAGUUAAAAUCAGCUCCAAACAAUGUCAAAGAGAUAACCUGGGUAGUUUUCAAGGCGGAGAGAUGUUCCCAUCUCAAGCCUGGAAAAAAACUGGAACCAGGUUCCCAUGUAAUUGCUCUCACCCAGGUGCUGUCUCAUUUCGCAUGAAACUUUCAACAGGCCAGAUUGCUGAAGCCAUGAUAUUUAAGGUUUGACUUUUUAAAACUCUCACAACUCUUAAACUGAAUGCUGCCAUAUCAGAGAAGAACCUGGGAAGGAAAUUAUUCUUGCCUGUUUUUGUACUGAUAUGCAAUUAGCUGACCAAAUUAUUGUGGCAAUACGGCAAUUAUAAUUGAUUUUCAUCCCUCUCAAAAAUCUUGUCAAACCAGGCAGCUAAAUAGCUUCUCAAAUGUAAAACACACCAGACCAUUUUUCUAAACAGACCUUGCAGGGUCAGGCCAUGGGGGUCACACUGGCCCACAUGAAAGCUACUCGGGGCCCUCAAGUUGACAGAUACAGUAUUUGUUAUUCCAGGGCGGUAGCUUGCCUGCAGGUUGUAGUGAAUAAUGAUAUAGUUUUGCAUAAUUCCGAAUUAAAGUGUGUGUGUGUUCAUGUUCCAAACAUUUCCAAUUAUACUUGUCUGUUAAACACUUGAAAAAAAGUUGAGACAAUUCUAUUGCCUAAGGCAUUUUAAAUAUUUUAUGAAGCACAUUAUUCCCUUUGUGAAGACUUUAAGUAAAGGAUGUGGUGUGUGUGUGUGUGUGUGUGUGUGUGUCCUGCCCUUGUAGUCCAAAGAGCCUUAGGAAGUGGGAAUGUAUCAGUGAUUUGCAAUUGCUUGGGUUAGAAUGGCUCCCCAGCUUUGCAACAGAGGCAGAGUCCCUGAAGUCUUCCUGUGGCUGUUACUUCUAAGUGUGCCCUCUUAUGCCAGCAGGGUGCACCCUAGAGGCAGCUGGAUGACCAGAGUGGUUCUGGGGUUCUGGGCCUAUCCUCCUCAGGCAUCUGACUGGACAUGCCGUGCCUGGGCUUCAGGGUGACCAACUAGAGGCCUCAUGGGGGAUCCCCAGACAAGGGAGUCGUCUGCCUCAUUCAGGAUACUGGGUUUCCAUCAUUUCCCUUCAGCAAGCUGCCAAGGAUUUUUCCUUUCAACAGAAAUAAAGGAUUGAAGAACCCCUCAGGAGAACCACGUAUGAUAUUGAAUACGUUGGAAGGAAUACUGGGCUGAGGUUGGUUUGAUUAAAAAGGAAACCAGCAAAAAAGGACAAAACCAUACAUUUCUUGGGCAAACAAUAAAAACAGUUAUUUGAAUAGUCCCGAUCUGUGAUUUGACAAUAACCUAUUGUCAUAUUUAUGUGCUGUAUAGGAUGUUUCUUAUUUUUCUAAUUAAAAUUGUUUUUU
Molecule: messenger RNA, 5006 nt
Organism: Sciurus carolinensis (gray squirrel)
Lineage: Eukaryota; Metazoa; Chordata; Mammalia; Rodentia; Sciuridae
Gene: Scml4
Product: Scm polycomb group protein like 4
Exons: 9
Coding region: 251-1486 (411 amino acids)
Molecular function (GO): protein binding
Source: RefSeq, a predicted model, not a curated record